Molecule: messenger RNA, 2225 nt
Organism: Columba livia (rock pigeon)
Lineage: Eukaryota; Metazoa; Chordata; Aves; Columbiformes; Columbidae
Gene: N4BP3
Product: NEDD4 binding protein 3
Exons: 5
Coding region: 171-1970 (599 amino acids)
Cellular component (GO): cytoplasmic vesicle
Source: RefSeq, a predicted model, not a curated record
CGCCGCCCGCCUCCGCGCCGCGAUUUGCCGGUGCCGGCUCCGCCCGUUGCCCGCGCGGCCCCGGCCGAGGGGCGCGUUCAAACACGGCGAGGGAAGGAGCGGGGAGAGGAGCCGAGCGGGACCGCAGCGCCGCCGGCAUGUGCUGGUACCGGGCUUUUCUCUAAUUCUCCAUGGCAGCAGCACAGGGUCCUGUGACCUGUGAGCCUGACACCCGCGUUCUUGGCACCUACCUCUCCUCGGAGUCCGUCGGUGUUGUUGGCAGCAUGGGCAGCGUGGGCAGCCUGGUGGAGAAGCAGGAUCUGUCCCCCCUGGAGCUGCGGGCCCCGCUGGGGGGCUCGCGGGGGCUUCGGCAGCCCGAUGGCUUGCUGCGGAAGGGGCCGAGCCAGCGGGAGCUCUUCAGCUACCUGCACGGGGCCAAGAAGGAGACGCGGUUGGAGCGGAAGCACCAGACAUCGGGCGCCUGCUACAAGCGGGACUAUGAGAGUGACCGUGAGAACCGGUCCCCUGAGCGCUGCUCCCGCGAGCAUCACCGUGGGGCCGACUUCUCCAAGAGCUCCCUUCCUGAGAGGGGCCGCUUCGACAAGUGCCGUAUCAGGCCCUCAGCCUUCAAGGCAGUAGCCGGGAAGGGGCUGGUCUCCAUGCAGGGCUUGUCCUCGUCCAAGGGGCAGAAGCUGUCCAAGAGCAACGGGAGCCUGCACACGCUGCUGUCGCAGAGCAGCACUGCGGCCUCCCAGCAGGGCCCAGUCCGCACUCACCUGCUCCAUGCCAUCAGUCUGGAUGAGGCCUCUGACUCCAGCCACAACUCCAUCCAGAGCUUCCCUUCCUAUGGCUCCCGCCUCAAGCCUGCCCAGAGCCAGUUCAGCGCCUCCAUGGGCCACAUCAACCACAUCGGGGGCUCCUUGGACAGGGUGUCUCGAAGCCCCAGGGACCCCUUGGCCCCCGAGAAGGCACCCCUGUCCUGCAAAAGCAUGGCCACGCUGAGCCGGCUGCAGAGCCCCGGGGAGCCCCCGCCACCCUACGAGUUCACCUACUCGCUGGAGGACGCGGUGAAGCAGCUGGAGGACCGGCUGCAUGAGACGGGAGGAGAGCUGCGGCAGCUCAAGAGGAGCCUUAGUGAGACUGAAGACCCUUUCACACAGGUGUUUGAGGACAAGCAGCGGCUGUGGCUGGAUGAGCUGGAGGAUCUGAAGCAGAUGUACAUGGCCAGGCUGCAGCAGGUGACACAGCAGGCACAGCGUGGGCAGCGGGCGCUGCAGCUGCAGCUCUACAAGGCGCAGCAGGAGAAGAAGCGGCUGCAGGAGGAGCUGAGCAUGCAGCAGUGCCAGUGUGAGGAGGCCAAGCUCCGGCAGUCCCAGGGCGAGCGCGUCAGCCCCAAGCUGGAAGAGACCAAGUGGGAGGUGUGCCAGAAGGCAGCGGAGAUCUCUUUGCUGAAGCAGCAGCUCCGGGACACCCAGGAGGAGAUGGCUCAGAAGCUGGGGGAGAUCUUCAGCCUGAAGACACAGCUACGGGAGGCCAAGGCAGAGGUCCAGGCCAGGGACUCCCAGCUGGCACAACUGGCAGACUCUCUCCAGAGACCCCCAGAGCCUGGCACCUCGCUGCCGCUGGGCGAUGACCCCAUGCCGGUGUGCCAGGACUUCCCUGGCUGCGAAACUGAUGAUUCCAAGUGCCGCGGCCUUCACAGCGACACGGCGGAACCCCUGGAGCGGCAGGUGGAGUGGCUGUGGGCAGAGCUGUUGCGGGAGCGGCGCCAGGGCCAGCUGCAGGCUGUGAACUUUGAGCUGGAGAGGAAAACCUGGCAGGAGGAGAAGGAGAAGGUGCUGCGGUACCAGCGGGAGCUCCAGGCCAGCUACAUGGAGAUGUACCACCGGAGCCAGGCGCUGGAGCGGGAGCUGCGGCAGCUGCGGUCAGAGCCCAGGGACGUCGGGGCUGACACGCCGUGGAUCGAACGGGUGGAGUCCUCCAAGAUCUGAGUGGCAGGAUGCCUGCGGGACUGUGAAGGGGGAAGGUCUCUUGCUGCUGCAAUGGGACGAUCUCAGGGUCUGCACAAGGACCGGCCGCUCAGCGCUGCCCUGGGGCGAAGGACUGAUUGCGACAAGGGAGCUUUUCCUUCUUGCAGCACUUCGGGCCCUUCGGGGGGGAGUCUCUGGAGACGGAGGGGCCACCUGUGCCAGGGUGGGGGGGUCUUGCAUGUGCCCCGUGCUCUGAGUGCAGGAGCGUUUGCCCUG